Molecule: messenger RNA, 797 nt
Organism: Anopheles maculipalpis
Lineage: Eukaryota; Metazoa; Arthropoda; Insecta; Diptera; Culicidae
Exons: 4
Coding region: 6-797 (263 amino acids)
Source: RefSeq, a predicted model, not a curated record
UUGAAAUGUACGUCAUUAAUCGAGUUAUCGAAACCAUCAUGAUGCCCCUGUCGCCGAAGUAUCUUCGCGUCACGGCCAUCCUAAUCGCGAUCUAUAAAGUGCUUACGGCACACGUAUUCCUAUUUGUUAUGCUGCUCGGGCUGGCGCAUGCCGAGGAGAUGAGCACCAUCCUGCAGAUGAGCAUCGCCGACCAGAAGGACAGCGAGUACAUCUGGACGGCAACGGAGCAGGAAGAGUCCAUCAACGAAUGGCGCUUCAAGUCCGCCGAAAAGCUCGCUUCCGUUACGCUUUGCAUGCUGUACAUCGGUACAACGGUGGCCACCAUCUACGUGCUGAGCUGUUUGGGACUUUUGAUUGGAACGCUGCGUAAUCGGCACGAGUUUUUUAUCCCCUGGAUGGUAGUGGACUUCUUCGGUACGCUGGCAAUUGGGUCCGUUGUACUUGCGUGCGGUUGUAACGAUUCCACCUACCAAUACGUGGCCAAGUGGGAGUACUGGGGUUUCUGUGCGGUUAUGAUCAUCUUCAACGUGACCGUUUGGGGUGUGAUUCGACAGUUUUACAAAAAUCUUGUCCACAUGACGAAACUUCGCGAGGUAGCGAUUGUAGCGAUUCCAUGCCCUGCUGCACCGCCAUCCACCGGUACCGGUAACGACAAUGGCAUGUGUCCCUCUAGUAAAUGCAAGACUGGAACAACCGUACCGCCACCGUAUCACUAUCGCAAGGAAAAUAUGCACCUCAGCGAUGGCGGUCUGAAGCACAUCCUCUUCGAUGCCAACGAAGCCAACUAUCUGGUGUAA